GGCGGGGCGCGCGCCUGUCACCCGCUGGUAAACAAACCCGGACAACAGAGUUGGGGUAUUGUGCCAGGUCUCGCCCAAAGAAUUUUUUUGGGGUGCUGUGUUUCCUCCGGUUAGGUGUUUACCAGUCACCACUGGAUGAUAGUAGGGGCCGAUGCUGGGCCGAAAUUGUUCGUAAGGUGUGUUGGGGUGCGAGCUACCACUGCACCACGGGCAGCUUCUAUGCCUUGAAGUGCCCAAUAGUACUAUACUGUACGUAAUGUACAGUCUCGAGGCCUAUUUGAUGGACUGCACUAUGUUUUAAGAAAGUUACUGAAAUGGAUGGUGGUAAUGGUGGCCCACCCAAGUAUGGGAGCUCUGGGGCAAAAAACCAGGGCUUAACAGGCACAUUGCAUCCCAAAUCACUUGCUGGAAGGGAAACUGAUAGGUCUUCCCAAGGCCAAAAGGCUCCUCCGAGAGCAUCCAUGCUUCACAAGGAAUAUGGAUUACAUCAAACAUCCUUCAGUGAGGGUCAGUUAUCUAGUCAGGGCAUCUGUCCUCCUGGUACUGAUCUGCAUCACAAUGCUACAUCCAAAGGUCAUGUGCCACUUAAGCAUACUAUAGAUGAUGCAAAAGGCAUUACCAUUCAUAACGUUGCAGAUAUUCCUCUACCUACACAGGCACCACCUUCAACAGUACGCCAAAGGCCUGCUUUAAUUUCUACUACUGUGCCUUAUCCAGCUGUAUUGCCAUCACAACGACAACCAUCAGCUAGUGUAAAACCUUUAACUUCUUUUAAGGCUGACACAGGAGGUUCAUAUAACAAGCCUGAAGGAAGCAAAUCUUCUACUGUUGUCACACCCACUCCAAAUAUUGUGGCAUCUGCAGUAACUAGUAAGCCUCAUCCCAGCAUGCCAAAAGUGAAUACACCAUGUAUCCUCAACCAGCCCCAGAGAUCAAGUAUUAUUGUUGGAACUGGUAGUAUGAAAGGAUCACCUCAAAAGUUCUUACCUGCACAGGUUUCCCCCAAAACCCCUGUAAAUGUGAGGCCAGCUUUGUCUGAAUCUGAAGUUGUUAGCAAGACUGUUAGUUCAGAUUUAAAAUCAACUAGUUCAGUCUCACUGUCACGACCUUCAGAGGGCCUCUCUUCACUAGUGUCCUAUUCCUCUUCAGAUGAAUCAACUUCUGAAGACAAUGCUCAAGAUGAUCUAGAAGAUAGUAGUUUGUCAUCUGUUUUAGAUGAACCAAUGGACACUGGUGAAAAUAGUAGUCAAUCAGUAGGUACUUUUUCCAAGGUGUUGGGAAAAAAAUCUGUAACUCCUGAGCAGGUAAAGAAAUUGGUUGAAAAACAACAUGAAAAGGUAGAUAUUGUCUCAGCUGAGGCCAGUGCUGAUAUAAAUGCAAGACGCCAGGUGCAGAGUGUGCCAGGUAGGCCAGCUGAUGCAGUGAAGGAGCAAGAAACCAACCCCAUUUCAAAGAAGGAAAUUAAUAUUGGAAAGGAAAGAACAAAAGUGUAUUCCAAAACUGAUGAGAGUAAAGAUGAAAAAGUUGUUUGCAGCACAAAACUUGUUAAAGAUGCAAAUGUGACAAGAGAACUAAAAAGGAAAGAAGAGGCUCAACCUUCAGGUAUACCUCUCACUGUUAAAGAAGUCCCCUCAAAAGAGUGCCCACCAAAAGUUCCUCUUCAGCCGGCAGUCAUUGACACAUCAGAUGGCCAACAUUCACUACAACGAGAGAAAGGGAAAGAAAGUUUGCAAAUUACCAAGGAGAUGGAGCAUCAGCCACUCAAAAGUGAACUUGUACAGAAAUGUUCCAUCUCGAAAACAUCUGGUAAAGACCCUCAAGCUGAACAUGUAAAAUCUUCCCCAAAAACGGAAGCCAAAUUAGAACAGCAAGACGCUUCCAGUAUUCAGAAGAAACUUGAUAGCCCUCUUGGGGUAUCAUUGCCGAAGUUGAUUUCUGUGCCAGUAAGUGAGAAAACUUACCACAGAGAUCUUGGAAAGCAUGGAGAUGAUAAGAUGUGUGGAAGUGAAAAAUUAACAUCUUCAGAAAAAACAGUACCACAGGAAGUAGUUAAGAAUACAGGAUCUGGGAGACAAUCUUCAGAUAUUAGAAGGGAAGUUGCUAAGAAUACUGAAACUCUGGGACAACCUUCAGAUUCCAGACAUCAAGUUGCUGAAAAUACUGCAACUGGCAAACAACAGUUACAUGUUGGACAGGAAGCUGCUAAGAAUGUAGAAACUGUGAGACAGCCAUUAGAUCUUAGACAGGAGGUAACUCAGAAUGUUGGAACAUGUGGACAUCCUUCAGAUGUCAGCCAGGAAGCUACCAAGAAUGCUGGAACUAGCAAACAACCAUUAAAUGUUGGAAUGGAAGUAGCUAAGAAUGCUGGAACUAGCAAACAACCAUUAAAUGUUGGAAUGGAAGUAGCUAAGAAUGCUGGAACUAGCAAACAACCAUUAAAUGUUGGAAUGGAAGUAGCUAAGAAUACUGGAACUUUGGGACAACCUUCAGAUUCCAGACAUCAAGUUGCUGAAAAUACUGCAGCUGGCAAACAACAAUUACAUGUUGGACAGGACGCUGCUAAGAAUGUAAAAUCUGUUAGAGAGCCAUUAGAUCUUAGACAGGAAGUAGUUAAGAAUGCUGCAGCUGGCAGUCAACCAUUUGAUAUUAGGCAAGAUGAAGACAAGAAGGCUGGAAUUCUUGGACAGUCUUCAUGUAUCAGACAGGAAGGAGCAAAGAAUGCUAAAACUGAUAGACACCCUUCUGAUAUUGGACAAAAAGUUGAUAAUGUUGACACUAGGAGACAACCAUUGGACCUUAGACAGGAAAUAUCUAAGAAUGGUGCAAGUAGCAUACAACUUUCUGAUGUUGGACAGGAAGUUACUAAGAAUGCUGCAAGAAGCAGACAAUUUGAUAAUAAACAUGGAGCAUCUCUGAAUGUUGGAGCUCGUGGACAGUCUUCAGAUGUUGGACAAGAAGUGGCUAAGAAUACUGGAGCUCCUAAACAACCUUCGGAUGUUGGACAAGAAGUGGCUAAGAAUACUGGAGCUCGUGGACAGUCUUCAGAUGGUGGACAAGAAAUUUCUAAGAAUACUGGAGCUCCUAGACAACCUUCGGAUGUUGGACAAGAAGUGGCUAAGAAUACUGGAGCUCCUAGACAACCUUCAGAUGUUGGACAAGAAGUGGCUAAGAAUACUGGAGCUCCUAGACAACCUUCAGAUGUUGGACAAGAAGUGGCUAAGAAUACUGGAGCUCGUGGACAACCUUCAGAUGUUGGACAAGAAGUGGCUAAGAAUACUGGAGCUCCUAGACAACCUUCAGAUGUUGGACAAGAAUUGGCUAAGAAUACUGGAGCUCGUGGACAAUCUUCAGAUGGUGGACAAGAAGUGGCUAAGAAUACUGGAGCUUCUAGACAACCUUCAGAUGUUGGACAAGAAGUGGCUAAGAAUACUGGAGCUCCUAGACAACCUUCAGAUGUUGGACAAGAAGUGGCUAAGAAUACUGGAGCUCGUGGACAAUCUUCAGAUAGUGGACAAGAAGUGGCUAAGAAUACUGAAGCUCAUGGACAACCAUUGCAUGGUAGACAGGAAGUAGCUAAGAAUGCUGGAACUGGUAAACAACUUUCAGGUGCUAGACAACCACUAGAUAUUAGACAGGAAACAGCUAUGAUUGCAGGAGCUGAUGAAGAACCUUCACAAUCUAGACAGGAGCUUGUAACUGAUAAACAACUUUCAGAUGCUAGACAAGAAGUAGCUAUGAAUGUAGGAAGUGACAGUCAAUCAUCAGAUUUUAGACAGGAAGUAAAUAAAAAUGUUGGAAGUAGCAGAGAGCCUCCUAAGAUCAGACAGAAAUUCUCUAAGAAGGUUGAAACUGAUAGAGAACCUCCAGAAGUUAAACAGGAAGUCAUUAAGAAGGCUGAAGCUAGCAGAGACCCUCUCAAAAUUAGACAAGAUCUCACUAAGAUCGCUGGAACUGGUAGAGAGCCUCCAAAAGCUGUACAAGAAGUCAUUAAGAAAAUUGAAACUGAUGUAGAGCUUCCAAAAGUUAGAAAAGACGUCACUAACAAGGCUGAAGCAGGUAAAUAUCCUUUGGAUGUUAGACAAGAAGUCACUAAGAAGGCUGAAACUAGUAGAGACCUUCCAGAAGUUAAACAGGAAGUCACUAAGAAGGUUCAAACUGAUGUAGAGCUUCCAAAAGAUAGAAAAGACAUCACUAACAAGGCUGAAGCAGGUAAAGAUCCUUUGGAGGUUAGACAAGAAGUCACUAAGAAGGCUGAAACUAGUAGAGACCUUCCAGAAGUUAAACAGGAAGUCACUAAGAAGGCUGAAACAUGUAGUAAGCCUCCAGAAGGUAGUCAGGAAGUUGCUACUAAAAGACCUGGAACUGGUAGAGAACCUUCAGAAGUUAAGCAGGAAGUCACUAAGAAGACUGAAACUGGUAGGGAGCCUUCAGAAGUUAGACAAGAAGUCACUAAGAAGGCUGAAACAUGUAGUAAGCCUCCAGAAGGUAGUCAGGAAGUUGCUACUAAGAGAUCUGGAACUGGUAGAGAGCCUUCAGAUGUUAAGCAGGAAGUCACUAAGAAGACUGAAACUGGUAGGGAGCCUUCAGAAGUUAGACAAGAAGUCACUAAGAAGGCUGAAACAUGUAGUAAGCCUCCAGAAGGUAGUCAGGAAGUUGCUACUAAGAGAUCUGGAACUGGUAGAGAGCCUUCAGAUGUUAAGCAGGAAGUCACUAAGAAGACUGAAACUGGCAGAGCACUUGCAGAAGUUAUCCAGGAAGUUACUAAGAAGGCUGAAAGUGGUAGAGAACCUCCUAAAGUUAAGGAGGAAGUCACUAAGAAGACUGAAACUGGCAGAGCACUUGCAGAAGUUAUCCAGGAAGUUACUAAGAAGGCUGAAAGUGGUAGAGAACCUCCUAAAGUUAAGGAGGAAGUCACUAAGAAGGCUGAAACUAGUAGGGAGGCUCCAGAAGUUAGACAAGAAGCUUCAAAGAAUGCUGGACAUGGUAGAGUGCCGCCAGAAGUUAAACAGGAAAUCACUACAAAGAAUGAAACUGGUAGUGAACUUUCAGAAGUUAGACAAAAAGUCACUAAAAAGCCUGAAACUAGUAAAGAGCCUCCAGAAGUUAGACAUGAAGUCACUAAGAAGGCUGAAGUUGGAAGAGAAUCUUCGGAAAUUAGACAAGAAGUCACUAAGAGAGCUGGAACUGGUACAGAGCACACAGAAGUUAUUCAGGAAGUUACUAAAAAGGCUGAAACUGAUAGAGAGCUUCCAGAGGUUAGACAAGAAGUCACUAAAAUGACUGAAACUGGGAAAGAUCCCCCAGAAGUUAAACAGGAUGUCAUUAAGAGAGCUGGAACUGGUAGAGAGCCUGCAGAAGAUAGACAAGAAGUCACUAAAAUGGCUGAAACUGGCAGCAAACCUCCAGAAGCUAGACAGGAAGUUGCUGCAAAGAGACUUGGAACUAGCAGAGAGCUGCCUGAAGUUAGCCAUGAAGUUAAGAAGAAGGCUGAAACUGGUAGAGAGCCUCCUGAAGUUAGACAAGAAGUCACCAAGAAGGCUGAAACUGGAAAAUACCCUCCAGGAGUUAAACAGGAUGUCACUAAGAGAACUGGAGCUAAUAGAGAGCUCACAGAAGGUAGACAAGAAGUCUCUAAGAAAGCUAGAAUUGGUAGAGAGCCUCAAGAAGUUAAACAGGAAGUCACUAAGAGAGCUGGGUCUGGUAGAGAGCUUCCAGAAGUUAAACAGGAAUUCACUAAGAGAGCUGGAUCUGGUAGAGAGCUUCCAGAAGUUAAAGAGGAAGUGACUGUGAUGGCUCAAACUAGUAGAGAGCCUCCAGAAAUUAGACAGGAUGUUUCUGAACAUUCUGAAAUUGAUAGAAAGGAAGUAACUAAGAGAACUAGAACAGGUCGACGCUCUUCAAUUGCUAAACAUAAAGUUGCUAAGAAUGCUGGGACUAGAAAACAAAUUUCAGAUGUUGAUGCUAGCGUAACUCGAGGAACUGUUAAAGGCAAUAAAAAAUCUCCCAAAACCCAAGUAAAUAAGCAAAGGUAUGGAGAGCGAAGAACAAAGCGAUCCAUGAAGGAUUUGGAUUUCAUUCAGGAAGACGCACAAGAAGUCCACCCACCAGUGGAAAAGAGGGCUCGAUUUGAGGAAGAAGUGGGUUCGUCUUCAUUCCCUGACAAAAUAAGACAAGCUCACGAGGAGUUAAGUGAAGUUGAAGAAUUGGAAAAGAUGGAAGUGGAAACUAAAGAGGAGGAGGAGGAAGUUGAAGCAGCAGAUAGUCAUUUUCCAUUAAUGGAGCAUGUGCAUAAGAUUGAUGAUGAAAGUAGAGAUGGCCUUGAUGAUAAUGAUGAUGACAUGCAGGACAAAGAUAAUAACAGUGAUGGUAAAGAAAAGGAUGAUGGCAAGGACGACGAAGCUUCUACACCAUCAAAAAGAAGGAAAAAGAAAAAGAAAUCUUAUGAAAGACCAAGAGGAGAAGGUGGAAAAUUUAUGAAAGAGAGACCAGAUACUCACUGGCACUCUACAGAUCCAUCUAUGCUGGAUGAGGAGACAAGAAUGGACUACAGUUUACUUCAGGAUGAGGACUCUCAGGGCUCCUCAAAAAGGGAAGUACGCAGAUUCCGCUGUGAAGUUAUUGUCCCAGAAAGUACUGAGGCGUUCACUGCUGACAAGGUGGUUGAGUAUGUUUGGCCAUUGGAAGGCAUUGGUGAACACUACUUCAUACAAGAGCAAAUUUCCCAGUACCUUGGCAUCAUGUCAUUCAAGCGCCGGUACCCAGAUCUACGAAGACGGCCAAUUGACAUGCAGGAGCGAGAUUAUUUGAAGGAAAAAUGCUUAGUGUCAGAAAUGGCCUGUGAUUUAGGUUUAACAGCUGUGAGAAGUGAAGAUGUACUAGACGUUAUGUUUAGUGAUUUUCCCAGGAAGUUUGAAGAAUUACAACGUCUCUUGAGGGAAAAAAAAGAGAAUGAAAUCAGAGAGAGGGGAAAAGUGAACUACUCCUUGGCCAAUAUUGACAAGUCCAAGUUGCAGGAGUAUGGGAGGAAGGCUGCUGUAGAUGCUGCUCGCUGGAAUGCUAACUUCAACAAGGAAAAGAAAGAGGAACGAAGGUACAGCUUUGACCUGCAGACUUUCACCCUGCAGCUCCCUAUUGGCCGUGGGAAGAAGCUGCCCUCUGAAUUAACCAAAAUAGGCUGUUAUCCAGUUGCAGUUCUACCUGGACAAUUCACAGAUUGCUAUAGACAGUACUCAUCAUUGGCCUUAAAAACUAUGCCCUUGGGCACAGUUGUUGCAGCUCCCAUUACCCAGGAUCAACUAGGCCUGGAUGGAGCAAGCUCCGAUUCAGAAGAGGAGGCCACGAGGUUAGGCACUGACGUUGCCAGUGAUACGAAGGAUGAGAAACCAGCAGAAGGAGUCCCACGGUGUAAGGUGUGCAGUGGGACAAAGCAUCGUAAUAAGGGUGGCAAGCCUGAACCUCUCAUCAUUUGUGGAAAUUGCCGAUCAGCAAGCCACCCUACAUGCAUUGAGUUGACCCUGGUUAUGGUGCCAAAGAUAGAAUCUUACAACUGGCAGUGUAUGGAUUGCAAGUCUUGUGUCACCUGUAAUGACCCUGAUGAUGAAGACAAGAUGAUAUUCUGUGACAUGUGCGAUCGAGGGUAUCACAUCUAUUGUGUUGGGUUGCGGCGUGUACCAAAUGGCCGCUGGCAUUGUAAAGAGUGUGCCAUGUGCUCUUCCUGUGGCUCUAAGACUCCAGCUGGCAUUGAACACUUGAAAAAUGCAGAAUGGCAGCACGAGUUUAAAAAGGACAAGGAUAACAAGCAGCUGAGAUAUGCAACUACACUUUGUGUCCCUUGUGAUAAAUAUUGGAAGAGGAGACAGUUCUGCUAUGUGUGCUUAAGGGUUUAUAGAAGCAUUCCAGAAGAUGGGAUGGUACGCUGCUCCAACUGUCCGAAGUACAUUCAUCGGGAAGGUUGCUCUACAAUAUACGAAAAUGAACGUUUCUGCAUCAACUGUUUCAAAAUGCGUAAUUCUACUGCCCUAAACCACUCGCGUAUCAUAGCGGCAGCAAAAAAGAAAAUGGCUUCAGGCUAUUGAUGUGAAAAUAUUUGUAAAUCUUAUGGUUUCUCAUGUGUCUUAGGUGUUAAAAGCAAAUUUGUAAGAAUAACUCACAAUGUGGGGCGGGGGGAGAAAUCAGUGAGAAGUAGUAUGCAGAAAAUUAUUUAGUUUUAAAUGUUUCUUUUUCAUUAUUUGUAAAUACAGAUUUUCUGUAUAGUCCUUCUGUAGAGGUAAAACUUUAACCCAUUGUUCUCAAAGAGUUAUAAAGUAACUCCAGCAAUACUUCAACAUUAUAUACCCCUUACACCCCAUCAUUUAGUUUUCUUCUGAUAUGAAUUUUGUUUAUCUACAUUUUAUGAAAACAUUCAAGUUAUAAUUUGAUCUAUUAUAUUUAUAAAUAAAUACAAAUUACACAUU
Messenger RNA from Procambarus clarkii (red swamp crayfish), 8453 nucleotides. RefSeq names its product enhancer of yellow 3 (gene e(y)3). The record is from RefSeq and is a predicted model, not a curated record. Lineage: Eukaryota; Metazoa; Arthropoda; Malacostraca; Decapoda; Cambaridae. Gene Ontology annotation, cellular component: npBAF complex.